Messenger RNA from Colletotrichum destructivum, 1275 nucleotides. Its product is annotated as Putative aminotransferase class IV, branched-chain amino acid aminotransferase II. Gene Ontology annotation, molecular function: branched-chain-amino-acid:2-oxoglutarate transaminase activity. Gene Ontology annotation, biological process: branched-chain amino acid metabolic process. NCBI's taxonomy places the organism in Eukaryota, Fungi, Ascomycota, Sordariomycetes, Glomerellales, Glomerellaceae. The transcript is spliced from 4 exons. The record is from RefSeq and is a predicted model, not a curated record. The coding region runs from base 119 to 1171 and encodes 350 amino acids.
AAACAUGGGGUCGUUAGAUGUUAUAGUCGGAUAAUAAUGUGUAUUCUUCACUCGGGAAAUUCCGUACCUUCCGCUCCAGGUCCCUAGACGUUGUCGAAACCCACCGACUGACGACAUCAUGCCCGCCCCCAAGCCCAAAGCCGACUUUGAUUGGUUGGUGUAUGACAGCAGGAAGAAUCCCGUCAACGGCCAUGUGCAGUCCGUCUUUUCCAUCCAGACAGGCCAGUGGUCGACUCCAGAUUUCGUCGAAAGCCCGGUACUCUCCGUACACGGCCUUGCACCCGGUCUCAACUACGGCCAACACAUCUUUGAGGGCCUCAAGGCAUUUCGGCGGCCGGAUGACGAGAUAGCCGUGUUUCGACCUGGCGAUCACGCGGCGCGCUUUCAGCGCUCGGCUGCUUUUCUCGAGAUGCCAGAGGUCCCCAAGAGCCUGUUUCUCCAGUGUGUUGACUUGGCCGUCCGCCGGAACGCCGAAUACGUUCCUCCUCACGACGUAGUCGGCGGCUCGUUGUACAUCAGGCCCCUCGAAUUCGCAUCCAGCGUCCAGAUCGGGCUGGAUCCGCCAGACGAAUACAUGUUCUGCGUCUACGUCCAGCCGCAUUUCGGACUCCACGCCGUCUCCAGCCUGAAAGCCCUGGUUGCGGAUGAGUAUGACCGCGUUGCGACGAGAGGUGCCGGCAAGGCCAAGAUGGGCGGAAACUACGCCUGCAUCCCCAAGUGGUCGCGUCUCGCCAAGGAAGAGGGGUUUAACCUUCUGCUGCACCUGGACAGCAGCACGCAGACCAAGAUUGAGGAGUUUUCCACGUCGGGGUUCGUCGGUAUACGCGACGAUGGCGGGGGGUCGGUGACGGCCCUGGUCUCGGACAGCGAGACGGUGCUCGACAGCAUCACGGUGGACUCGAUGGCAGUUCUCGCAACAUCCUUCGGGUGGAGGGUCGAGAGACGAUCGAUCAACUUUGCCGAACUUACCACCAUCACCGAGGCCAUGGCUGCAGGCACGGCGUCGGGGGUCUUGUCGGUGAGCAACAUCUACCGGAAAUCGACUGGGGAGAGGUUCGACCUCGCUUCUGGAGGUCCUAUCUACGCCAAAAUAUCCGGUGCACUAAGGGGGAUACAGAGGGGAGCUGAACAAGACCGUUUCGGGUGGUGCAGGGUGGUUGAAAUGAAUUAAACAAUCACUCAUGUUGUCCAAAUCUGCAUUCUCUAACAAUGUAGACAUAAUAAUAGAGAAAGACAGUGAGCGCAGGGAUGAGUCAAUGCUUUCGAGGCAAUGAU